AUGGUACCUCUUCAGAACCAAUAUAGUGUGGCUGUGCCCUGUGACCCCAGAGCAGGGUCUUAUGCUGGGUGGGGGGGCACCGUCUGUGCCUCUGCAGCUGAGCGGGUGACCUCUCUGGGGAAGGACUGGCAUCGGCCUUGCUUGAAGUGUGAGAAAUGCGGGAAGACGCUGACGUCAGGGGGCCACGCUGAGCAUGAAGGCAAGCCUUACUGCAACCACCCCUGCUACGCCUCCAUGUUCGGGCCUAAAGGUUUUGGGCGGGGUGGAGCUGAGAGUCACACUUUCAAGUAAACCCAGGUCAUGGGAACACUGUCCCCGGCUGCCCACCGGGCCACUGCCCCUCCAGGCUGAUUGCAGGCCUCAUCCGCAGGCACCCGGGGCCCCCUGUCAACUCCCAUGCCCUCAAUAAAGUUGAACACUCAAAAAAAAAAAAAAAAAAAAAAAA
Molecule: messenger RNA, 445 nt
Organism: Lontra canadensis (Northern American river otter)
Lineage: Eukaryota; Metazoa; Chordata; Mammalia; Carnivora; Mustelidae
Product: cysteine-rich protein 1-like
Exons: 2
Coding region: 1-291 (96 amino acids)
Biological process (GO): regulation of gene expression; intrinsic apoptotic signaling pathway in response to DNA damage
Molecular function (GO): zinc ion binding
Source: RefSeq, a predicted model, not a curated record